AUGUAUUACAAGAUGACUCUCUCCAAAAUUAUUAAGCCCGAUAAAAAAACUGUAACUCCGUUGGAAGAGGAGAUUGCUCAGGCCUUGAGUGACCUUCAGUCUCAUGAAAAUCUAGGCGAAGCUAUAAAAGCUUUAUAUUUUUGCGAGGCAAAAGAGUUUUCAGUCGGCAAUGAAAAGGUUGUCGUUAUUUACGUCCCAGUCCCUCAACUUCGUGCUUAUCAACAAAUACACAACCGCUUGGUUGGAGAAUUAGAAAAGAAACUGCGUGGGCCUCACGUUGUUAUUGUUGCUUUCCGUCGUAUUCUUCCUAAGCCAAAGCGAAAGUGCAAGGCUAAUCCCAAACAAAAGAGGCCCCGGAGCCGUACCUUGACGUCUGUGCACGAUAAUAUUCUAAAGGAUCUUGUCUAUCCAGCGGAGAUUGUUGGUAAACGCACCCAUGUCAGAGUAGACGGAAGCAAACUUAUAAAGUGCCAUUUAGAUGUCACUCAACGAAAUUAUGUGGAGCAUAAGAUAAAUACAAUAACAUCACUGUACAAACAACUGACUGGCCGUGAUAUCGACAUCGUUUUUCCCGACUGGGUAUUGUAG
Molecule: messenger RNA, 588 nt
Organism: Protopolystoma xenopodis
Lineage: Eukaryota; Metazoa; Platyhelminthes; Monogenea; Polystomatidea; Polystomatidae
Source: the annotation of a GenBank genome assembly